UGUUUUGUGUCUCUUCACAUGUCUUUUCGUAUGAUCAUGUCGAUCAUCAUCGGUCAGGGCAGACAGCUAACUGGGGAUGAAGAUAGUUACGUAGGGAUAUCUCUUUAGCGUCUUGGGACCACAUCACUUGUAUUACAAUUAUCCGUAAAUGCUUGGAGUUAGAGGCACACGACUUGUAGUGUAUACGGUCAGUUGCAGUUGUUGUUUUUUACUUCAUUUGUUUUGAAAAUAGACAUCUGUAUUCAUAACAGUACCAGCAAUUCUGUGAAGUAGACCUAUUCACGAGGAAAUUGUGCUAAGUGUUGACAAUCAUAUCACUUUAACCAUGGCCGAGGCUCAAGCGCCGGCAUCUCCUGAGGUGGCAGAGAGUGUGGAAGGCGAAUUGGUUGCAACUGCAGAGUCUAGGUCCACUGAUAAUGGACCAGUGUCACCCCAGGUACAUGAGAUGUGCAGGGAUAUGUUCGAGAAAACCACGGAGUACCUUCAGGGAGAGCUGCUUUCCACUGGUGAAGAGUAUCUACUUCUGGAGAAGCUGAACAAGAUGACUACGGCUAAGUACUCCGAUAUGUCCUCGCUGUCACGGGACCUCACCGGCAUGAUGGACGAACUCAACGAGAAGUAUCGCAACCUGCAGCCAUACCUUGACCAAAUAGACCAGCUAGAUGAGAGUGUUGGGGCGUUGGAAAAGUCAGCGUAUCAACUAGACAAUUACUCUAAGAAACUAGAAGCAAAACUGCGGCAGCUGGACAGACGGUGAGCAAGCUUACACUUCACUAUACAAAGGGAAUACCACACUUUUAUCUACCAUGAAAACCGAGACACCUAGAUGAUAUGAAUUAACAUGAAAUCUAGGAACGUCGGCACUUACUUCCAUAUAAUUCCUUGAGGACGAUUUCCUUUGCAUGGCAUUUGGUUUUUUUUAUAGUAUCACGAAACCCGCUUUCCAAGAAAGAUUGCAUGACACACAUCAGUCUAUUAUUCCUAAUCCUUCUUUAACUAUGCAUUUGUGUGCGCCCCUGGUGGGAAUGCUCGUGUUCAGUUCCAGUCCGCUAAACGCUACCAUGUUUCUCGUCUCUUUGCAUUGCUGCUGAUUAGUUUUCAUUGCUUUCAAUGAAGUCUCACUGUCCAAAGGCCUCUGAAUCCAGAGGCUGUUUGUCUAAUGAGGUCAUGUUGAUGGUCCCCAGUUCAUGA
Molecule: messenger RNA, 1191 nt
Organism: Sycon ciliatum
Lineage: Eukaryota; Metazoa; Porifera; Calcarea; Leucosolenida; Sycettidae
Product: biogenesis of lysosome-related organelles complex 1 subunit 2-like
Exons: 1
Coding region: 326-757 (143 amino acids)
Biological process (GO): lysosome localization; endosomal transport
Cellular component (GO): BORC complex; BLOC-1 complex; gamma-tubulin complex
Molecular function (GO): gamma-tubulin binding
Source: RefSeq, a predicted model, not a curated record